This is a messenger RNA of Cladophialophora carrionii CBS 160.54, 168 nucleotides long. RefSeq lists its product as uncharacterized. Bases 1 to 168 code for a protein of 55 amino acids. The transcript has a single exon. NCBI's taxonomy places the organism in Eukaryota, Fungi, Ascomycota, Eurotiomycetes, Chaetothyriales, Herpotrichiellaceae. The record is from RefSeq and is a predicted model, not a curated record.
AUGACAAUGCCACCACCCAGCAGGCCGACCUCCUCGCUAUCCUCCAUGCCGGUCAUUUGCCCCAUGUUUCGAACUGCGACUACUCCCAGUGCAGUACAAUCGAACUGCUUGAUAGUCAACGCGCGGUACCAUAUGUUGCCGUCUCGCACGUAUGGUCCCAUGGACUAG